AGCGCUGCUCAAUAAUUGGAAAGCUUGUAUUCUUCGCCACAGGAGAUAAUCAUAAGUUUGCUUCCGUUUGGAUAUUCCCACGCGAUCAACGUCAUCCUCCUUUGGAAUAACUUGCAGACAUCGUUGAAAUUUUCUGUGAGAAUGAAGGGGACACUGAACCACAGUAGGAAAUAAAAUAUCUGCCAGUCGUAGCACAUGAAUGAGUCAGGCGAAUGUUGACAGCAAAUAAUCAAAUCCAGACUCCUGCGCAACGUGCUGUCUGUUCUAUCUCUUGACAGAUCACUUGUUCAGUUGUAGCAUACGGGAUCGGAGGAGCACGCGCAGGGUUCGCAAGAUCAGCUCCUCAACUGCUGUAGCCUGUAGGCAGGACACCUAAAGACAGUCGCUGGCUUCAAGAUGGGUGAAGCUGGUGAAAUUCAGCUGCAGAUCGCAGGUAUCCGAGGCCAAGAAGCUGAAGACGAUCAGGGACAGAGAGCUGGGAACGGUGGCGCAUGUCCUGCGACCGCGGCGCCGCGGCCGGCGCUAUCCAAACGGCUCGCGUGGUGGGCCGUGGUUCUUGUCAACAUCGUGUUCGUCCUCGCCGGGCAGAGCGUGGCCACGCUCCUCGGCAGGAUCUACUACGACCAGGGCGGCAAGAGCCUGUGGAUGCAGACGGUUGUGCAGUCCUGCGGCACGCCGCUCGCCAUCCCGCUGUUAAUCUACUUACGAUCCAGGAAGCCCUCCGUGGCGGCGGCUUCCCGGCCGUCGCUGGUCAAGCUCGCCGCCAUCUACGCCGGCCUGGGCGUCCUCCUCGCCGGCGACAACCUGAUGUACUCGUACGGCCUCCUGUACCUGCCCGUGUCCACCUACUCGAUCAUCUCCGCGAGCCAGGUCUCGUUCAACGCCGUCUUCUCCUACUUCCUGAACAAGGAGAAGUUCCGGGCUCUCAUCCUCAACUCCGUCGUGCUGCUCACCUUCUCGGCGGCGCUGGUCGGCGUGAGCCACGGCUCCGACGGGAGCGGCAGCGCCAUCCCGAAGGGCAAGUUCCCGGCGGGGUUCGCGCUGACGCUGUCGGCGUCGGCGCUCUUCUCCCUGAUCCUGUCCCUGAUGCAGCUGACCUUCGAGGAGGUGCUCAAGAGCGACGCGCUCCCCGCCGUGCUGGAGAUGCAGUUCUGGAGCAACACCGCGGCGGCGUGCGUGUCCGUGGCCGGGCUGUUCGCCUCCGGGGAGUGGCGCGGCAUUGCCGGGGAGAUGGCGGCGUACGAGAAGGGCGAGGUGGCGUACGCGAUGACGCUGGCGUGGACGGCCGUCUCGUGGCAGCUCUGCACGAUGGGGCUCAUGGGGCUGGUCGCGACGGUGUCGUCGCUCUUCACCAACGUGAUCAGCACGGCGGGCACGCCGCUGGCGCCCGUCAUGGCCGUGAUCUUCCUCGGCGACCGGAUGGAAGGGGUGAAGCUGCUGGCCAUGCUCAUAGGCGUGUGGGGGCUCCUGUCCUACGUGUACCAGCACUACCUCGACGACCGUGCCAAAGCCAAGAAGCAGGUAGCCACUGGGAAAUGCUGAAAGUUCAGUUCUUUGUGUCGACAGAAGUUCACUUCACUAGUUCAAAGCUGGACCGAUGCAAGUAGAUUUCAUUGGAUCCUCCAAUUGUGGAGAUGACGCAUCCUGAAUACUUUUCAAAGCAAAAAAGGAACCCCAUGCUAUGCUUACUUGCCCUUGUCGUAUUCAGUAAAAACUGAUGGCUGGUGCAAUCAUGGGAAUCGUAGAGAAAAUGGUUAUCGAAAUCUCUGUGUGACUGUGUCUAAUCAACCCACUGUAUCAGCAAAAGCCCUGGUCGUCAACUCCGCUCCGCCGCCGCCAUUGCUCAGACUCAGAGGAGUGGACAGAGAUACCCGGAUGAUAGACGGCGCAAUGCAGUCGGCAACGGAGCCUGUCAACAAUCACCGGUCUUUAUAGGAAGACACUGACAUGCAAGGACCUCACCUUGCUCUUGGAUCUUUCCUGGAUUCUCACCGUGCCUGCCAACAGCUACCAAAAAAAAAAAAAUCGACGAACUCAGCUACAAAUUUGAAAGGGAUUUAUACUAGUCAAGCUUGCUGCUUUCACACGUGCCUGCUUCUUUCUCAGAUUGAAACUGAUAUCAGGACAGAAAAUCCGAAAAAUCACUCCGCCUCUGCCUGUCAGCAGGAAAUGCUUAGCUCGCCAAACCACCACUCUUUCUGUCUUUCAUGUCUGAUCGAUAGUGCUAUAUUGUCAGAUCGAACGGCUGUAUCAGUCGGCUUGCGAAAGUCUUUGCCCUGAUCAUCAAUGUGAUGCAAGUUGGCAUGUGCACGUCAA
Molecule: messenger RNA, 2316 nt
Organism: Setaria italica (foxtail millet)
Lineage: Eukaryota; Viridiplantae; Streptophyta; Magnoliopsida; Poales; Poaceae
Product: probable purine permease 11
Exons: 3
Coding region: 397-1542 (381 amino acids)
Cellular component (GO): membrane
Molecular function (GO): purine nucleoside transmembrane transporter activity
Source: RefSeq, a predicted model, not a curated record